This is a messenger RNA of Chrysoperla carnea, 1436 nucleotides long. It is a transcript of the gene Tis11, whose product is annotated as mRNA decay activator protein ZFP36L1. NCBI's taxonomy places the organism in Eukaryota, Metazoa, Arthropoda, Insecta, Neuroptera, Chrysopidae. The transcript has 2 exons. The record is from RefSeq and is a predicted model, not a curated record. Bases 157 to 1023 code for a protein of 288 amino acids. Gene Ontology annotation, molecular function: metal ion binding; mRNA binding.
UCUAAAAAAAAGUUUGAAUUUUUUUUUGAGUGAAAAAUAAUAAUUUUCAGUUUUCAUAGUUUUUCUUUGUGUGCUGUGGUUUUAUAGUGACUAGUGAUUAAAAGUGAAUAAUCCAGCGAUUUACUUAAAAUUUCUUGGAAUAAUUAAUAAUAUAUUAUGUCAACAGUCGUGAUGCCCCAAACCACGGUGUACGAUUUUGGAGAUUUACUCCUUAAGAGUGCUCAAGGUGGUUUUACAAAAAACACAUCAGAUUCAGGAACAACUCCUCUUCAUCAAUUAGCUGUAGGUGGGCCAACGUUAAGUCCUAGACAGUUGCACAAUGCAUUAAGUCGUGUAAGCUCUAGUCCAGCAGCAGCAUUGGUUAGCUCAUUGCUCGAUAAUUUAAACCAUAGACGUUUAGAACGGACACAAUCAGCGCCAGUCGCAACAGCAAAUCAAAUUCAAGCAUCAACCGCAAAUACCUCCAGAUAUAAGACAGAAUUAUGUAGGCCAUUUGAAGAAUCUGGUAGUUGCAAAUACGGUGAUAAAUGUCAAUUUGCACAUGGCUUGGCAGAAUUACGCAGUUUGGCUAGACAUCCAAAAUACAAAACUGAAUUAUGCCGAACAUACCAUACAGUAGGUUUUUGUCCAUAUGGACCACGGUGCCAUUUUGUACACAAUCAAGAAGAGGCACGCAUACAUAAUAGAGCUGUUGCAGCAUUUUUGGCUGCACGUGUUGGUAAAUCACGCCCACCAGCCUUAAGUCCAUCAUUAUCAAUGGGUUCGGCUGAUAGUCCAAAUUCAAGUCUUAGUCAAUCACCAACCUCAAGUCUUGGAUCGUUCUUCAGUAGUGAAUCAGAAUUAUUACAUUCACCAGCUGUGUCGCCAAGUGUUUCCUUACAUACAAGUUCACCAUCACCUCCACCUAUUUCCACAUCGACAUCAACAAAUACCACCCAACCACAAGUAGAUGCCGAAUGGAGAUUACCUGUAUUUAAUCGUUUGUCAGCAAAUAUACUGGCACUCGGAGAUCUCGUAUUGUAGACCACACUUUUCGGGGAUUAUCCAAAAAGUGUGUGAAAGCAGUACUUUUUUUUAUUAUUAUUUUUGUUUUAAAUUAUUGCAAUAUAUUAUUAUAUGGACCAUGGUGGUUCACCCUACGUGCCUUCAACUGUACAUAUACUCGCGACAAACCGUGCCUGUCGUGUCCAAACAAGCUCUAGGUUAGGUUUAAUUAUUCAAUUCGCUUUCAUUUCGCGCCUCAUCCAAAUGAAACAGUUUUAAAAUGUGGGUAUUUAUUAUUUUGUAUUUAAAAUCAAAAGAAAAGAAUAUUGUGAAUUUUUCAUCCAUAUUUUUUUACUCGUAUUUAUAAAAAUGUGUUUGAGGUCAUGGGCUCAUACAUGCAAUUUUCAAUAAUUAAAAAUAACUCAAAAAACCAAUCUUAUUUAUAAUUAUAU